Molecule: messenger RNA, 3401 nt
Organism: Magallana angulata
Lineage: Eukaryota; Metazoa; Mollusca; Bivalvia; Ostreida; Ostreidae
Product: heterogeneous nuclear ribonucleoprotein U-like
Exons: 19
Coding region: 143-2812 (889 amino acids)
Molecular function (GO): protein binding
Source: RefSeq, a predicted model, not a curated record
UCAGGCAUGUGCGUCCGCUUGCCGCCAUUUUGAAACUCUGUGACCGUAUGAAACUGACGCUCAGUAUAAACAAGCAAUUUAUGGAAUAACAAGGAAUAAUUGCGCUAUUUUUAAUAUCUGUAAGCGGUUUGGAUAAGGGAAGAUGAGUGAUAUAGAUCCAAACAAGCUGAAAGUUGUCGAACUGCGCGAGGAAUUGAAAUCGCGUGGGUUAGACACCAAAGGAACAAAACCGGUAUUGGUCAAGCGUCUGAAGAAAGCGUUAAACGAGGAAAAAGGCGGAUCGGUUGCUGAUGAAUCCACUGAUUCAAUUGCGGAUGAUUCACAAGAAUCGUCUACAUUAGACGAUAGCACUGCACAAGAAUCACCGACAAAGAAUGAUCAGACUGAAAAUACUUCACAACAAUCAGCGGAAGAAUCUGUUGAGACGCCAGCAAAAACAGAGCCUGAACCAGAAGUUCAGCCUAAACCAGAUGUCACAGAAGAAGUAGCACCAGCUCAGGCAGAGCCUGAACCUGUCGAAGUGGAGCCAGAAGUUGAGUCCAAAUCAGAGCCAGUGAAAGCUGAACCAGAGCCGGCUCCAGCUGAACCAGAGCCGGCUCCAGCUGAGGAACCAAUGUCAGCAGAUGCGGAAUCUGCAGAAGUGAAACAGGAAGAGGAAACGGCUAAUGGGGUAGACGUCAAAAAAGAAGCCAAAGAUGAGGAAAUGAAAGCUGUGGAAGAACUCUCAGAUGAUGAUGAAAAGAAAAGAAACAGAAAAAGGUCAAGGAGUCGAUCUCGUGAGAGACGCCACUCCCGGGAGGACAGACACAGAUCUAGGUCAAGGUCACAUGAGAGAAGAUAUAAGAAAAUAGAAAUGGAGGAUGAUGCAUGGGAGUCAUCAACUGAUGUUCUACUGGACAGAUUUAAUGCUGACUUGAGUCUGAAAGUCAAUGAGAACAAUUUGUCUGCUUCCCCUUUUACGGAAGGAGGAUUUGCCAUGAUGUGGACUGGAGUCCGCGCAACCUAUGGGGUCAAAGCAGGAAAAGUUGCAUAUGAAGUGAAGUUGACAGAGAAUUGUGAUGUGAGUCAUUUACCAUCCGAGGAGGUUCAUCCUAACGUGCUUCGGGUCGGCUGGUCGGCAAAUUCCACUUCUAUGCAGCUAGGAGAGGAAGCCAAGUCAUUUGGGUAUGGUGGCACUGGAAAGGCUGCCACAGAGUGCAAGUUUGAAGACUACGGACAGCAGUUUACUGCGGGCGAUGUUAUCACAGCUUAUUUGGACUUUGACCAGGAUCCUGCUGAUAUUUUCAUUUCAUUUGCCAAAAACGGAGAUGAUCUUGGAGUUUGUUUUCCCGUCAAGAAAUCCGAUCUAGAAGAAGUGGCAUUAUUUCCUCAUGUUCUUACAAAAAAUGUUGCAUUUGAGUGCAAUUUUGGGGCAUUGGAGGAGCCAUGGUUUCCAUUGAAAGAAGAAUUCACAUUUAUUGGUAAAGUCCCAUUGGAGGAGAGAGUGCGCGGCACAGAACCCCCAGCCAAGAAGGAGGACUGUGAGGUGAUCAUGAUGAUUGGACUUCCUGCAUCAGGAAAAACAACAUGGGCUGAAAAACUCAAGGCUAGUCAGCCCGAGAAAAUGUACAACAUUCUCGGAACGAAUCUCAUCAUUGACAAAAUGAAGGUGAUGGGAUUGCCAAGAAAGAAGAACUAUGCUGGGCGAUGGGAUGUCCUCAUUGACAAGUCAACCAAGUGCUUAAACAAGUUGUUGGAGAUUGCUGCUGGAAAGAAAAGGAACUACAUCAUUGACCAGACAAAUGUGUACGCAUCCGCCCGAAGACGUAAAAUGCAGCCUUUUGAAGGUUUUCAACGUAAAGCAGUUGUGAUUGUUCCUACUGAGGAAGAUUAUAAAACUCGAUUAGAACUGCAAGGAAAAGAGGAAGGAAAAGAUGUACCUGAACACGCCAUUCUUGAAAUGAAAGCUAAUUUCUCGCUGCCAGAGGAGGGUGUUCUGUUUGAUUCCAUCGAGUACGUGGAACAGGAACUAGAAGCCACCAAGGAACUUGUGGAGAAAUACAAUAAGGAGGGGAAAGACAACCUACCCCCACCACAAAAACGCUCCAAGUUCAGUGAUAACAGACAUGAUCAGAUUACAACUGUGAACCGUAUGGGAGGUCGGGAUAACCGCAAUAGGAGAGACAACCGCUACGGCAGUGGUGGUGGUGGUCACGGCGGGGGUGGCGGAUGGCGAGAUAAUCGGCACCAGGGGCAUGGAGGAGGACGAUGGGGAGACAGGCGCGGGGGAGGAGGCGGGGGUGGACGUUGGAAUGACCGCAGUGGUGGCUAUGGAGGCGGUGGUUUCAAUCGUGACAGAAAUGAUCGCCGCUGGUCCGGGGGAGGGGGAGACAGAAGAGACAAUAGGGAUCGUCAAGGUGGUGGCAGAAACUUUGGAAGUGGUGGAAACAAAUGGGGAAACCAAGGAAACAGAGGCAGAAACUGGGGCAGUAACCAAGGAAACUGGAGUGGUAACCAGGGAAACUGGGGUGGUGGUCAAAGUGGAAACUGGAGAAACCAGCAGGGAGGGUGGAACCAGGGAAACAGUUGGGGGAACCAAGGACAGUGGAACCAGGGCUCCAAUCAGGGAUACGGGCAAUGGAACUAUGCUCAGACUGCGGGGCAACAACAGGCAGCUGGUCAGCAACAAAACUGGGGAAACCAGCAGAGCUACUGGCCUCAACAACAACAGCAGCAGCAGUACGCCACCAAUCAGCAAUACCAGCAGUGGUACGGCCAACAGGCUCAGCAGAAUUACUCCACCAGCGGGGGUGGGGCCGGUGGCACCAAGUAGAUCUCUCCAGGACUGUGCGGGCAGCUUACUCUCUGUGUUGUUUUCAUUGUUAGGGAGUCCUAGUCUCCUCUGUAUAUACAGUAGACCCAUACUUCGUUGUGUCACUUGGUACCUAUAGGGAAGGAUGAACUCGUACAUUUAGCAUGCACUCCACUUCUCAUUCUCUCAUUGGGUCAUUUAUAUAUUGCUUUAUAUUAUCAGGAGAUCAACUAUUGCUCUGACAAGGGAAUUGUCUGGCAUUCUGAAAAUUUUUAAUCAUUUCAUAUAUUCUCUGAAUUAACAUGUACAUCAUCAAUUUGAAGAAAAAAUUGUAAUCUUAUGUUUUUGAAAUGUUUAAAAGAAUAAGAAUUCACAUUUUUGACAAACCAUAUAUAUUUUGUUUUGGAGUGUAUCAUAUCAUAAUACUAAAUACUUGUAAUAUGUUUUCCAUUUUGUACAUGUUUCAUAGCAGUUUUAAGAGUUUUAUAUAACUUAUCACCUUGCAUUGCAUUCAGGUGAAGUUUUUUUUUUAAUGAUUUUUCAUGAAGGCAAUGAUGGUGUAUAUAAUGUGCAAUUGCCUUGAUUGAGCAAAUAAAUGUUAAAAUGGCAA